AUGACAGGCUUUGGUAACACCGAAGCGAGCAUCAGUGAUGCAUCACCACUUGGUGAACUUAACCAAUCUGCAUUCUACUCCGAGACACAGGCCCAACCUGAUGCAUCGUUCAAACAGGCCCAGCCUGAUGCAUCGAUCAAACAUGCAUGGCACAACAUUGCCACCAUACCUCCCAAUCCAAUUAGCGUGCUGCAACCCAGUGUGCCUGGUACAAUUGAGGCGCUCGAGUCGUCUUUUUCCCAUGCUGAUCUUAUGGCAAUGGGUUAUUUUUGUAGCGAUAACACCACGCAGAACUCAUUUCCCCCCACAUUCGGCUCAUCAGCGCCCUCAUUCACUGACACCGGCAGCACUAUUGGGGGAUGCUAUGACAUGCGGUAUGACACAUCCAUGUGGAAUCUCGCCAAUUCUGAUUCACAGGGGUGGGAGAUGCAAAGCCUGUCCUCCUUCUUGAGCUCUCUGAUCUCUGCUGAGCGCAGCACCACCAUGACUGAGCAGGAUGAGGCCCUUCCUCAGUUCACUUGUCAGUUGUCCAUUCUUCCAGCAGCAAAUCCUCCUUCUCCAAAUGAGCGCACACAGGAUCUUGCUGAUGCUCAUGCUGGUGCUGGUCUUGCUAAGGCUAAGCGCAAAUUUAAGUUGAAGCCCCCAGCUGCCAAAGCCAAACACAAUCCCGCCAUGGGGUCCACCCCCACCAUUGCACCCACAAGCACUGUCAAACCCAAGGCCAAACCGAAAGCAAGACCUGUUGCCAAGUCUGGUGUGAUAACAGAGCCAUCACACACUGCUGCGGAUGAAGGCAAUACCUUGGUUCACUUGACUGCCCUCAAUACUACCACCACAAAACAGAAUCCUGUAGCUCAAUGUGCAUCAAAAUGA
Molecule: messenger RNA, 873 nt
Organism: Suillus paluster
Lineage: Eukaryota; Fungi; Basidiomycota; Agaricomycetes; Boletales; Suillaceae
Exons: 2
Coding region: 1-873 (290 amino acids)
Source: RefSeq, a predicted model, not a curated record